Messenger RNA from Brachypodium distachyon (stiff brome), 867 nucleotides. RefSeq names its product protein FAR-RED ELONGATED HYPOCOTYL 3-like. Lineage: Eukaryota; Viridiplantae; Streptophyta; Magnoliopsida; Poales; Poaceae. Gene Ontology annotation, biological process: regulation of DNA-templated transcription. The coding region runs from base 1 to 867 and encodes 288 amino acids. The record is from RefSeq and is a predicted model, not a curated record. The transcript is spliced from 3 exons. Gene Ontology annotation, molecular function: zinc ion binding.
AUGUUGGUGCAAGCUAGUAAAGUAUAUACACCUUGUAUAUUUGAAGUUUUCCAAGGUGAAUAUGAAAGAUCCUUAUCAGCUUGCACCAAGCAAUUGGAUGGCUGUAAUGAAUAUAUUGUAGGAGAUUUUACCAUCGAAGAAGAGUAUAAAGUUACCGGUGAUCCUUUGAGACAAAUAGUUGUGUGCAGCUGCCAGCAAUAUGAGAGAAUUGGGAUAUUGUGUGGCCAUGCUCUUAAAGUUCUUGAUUUAAUGAACAUCAAGUCAUUGCCAUCACAUUAUGUGUUAAAGCGAUGGACACGAGAAGCACGAAGUGGAGCUGUACAAGACAAGGAGGGAAGAAAUAUAAUUGAAAACCCAUAUAUGGAUGCCAUGCUUAGCUACAGAUAUAUGUCCCAUCAAUUUCAUAAUUUGGCGGAUCGAGCAUCCAACUUCCCAAAAUGUGUUGCUUUGGUGGAUAGCACACUUGACAUCCUUGGUAAGCAAAUUCAAGAAAAACUCAAUGCAUGCACAAGCACUCCUUGGUAUCCAUCUACGAUUCCCACAGAUGCUAGCCCACCAGAUGACUUGUUGACUAACGCGCGCCUAAAGAAAAAGGAGGUUGAAACAAAAACUUCAAAACGAAAAAGAACUUGGCUCGAUAAAAAGCACAAGUUCAGAAAAAAGAGGGAAAAUAUAGAAGAGGUUGGGGAAGAGGCAGGUAGUGGCAGUGCACCAACACAAUCACAAGCAGAUGCACAAGUACAAGUUGCAAAUGAUGGUGUUUAUAGUGGCAAAGGGAAAGAAUCUGAAGUCUACGAGACCAAUCUUAGGUUCACUCAAUUAUUGACGGGACCAAUCACAGAUGAAGAUUUUAUUGGGCUGUGGUGA